Drosophila erecta is the source of this 534-nucleotide messenger RNA. RefSeq lists its product as uncharacterized. Bases 29 to 481 code for a protein of 150 amino acids. The record is from RefSeq and is a predicted model, not a curated record. The transcript has a single exon. Lineage: Eukaryota; Metazoa; Arthropoda; Insecta; Diptera; Drosophilidae.
AUUCAGAUGUUUUCAAAUUUCUCCCAAAAUGGGACGUGAUGGAAAAAAGAGUGGAGUAAGUGGAGGGUCGGCACCUCACUGCCACGCCUCCAAGGCAAGCUCUAUCAGUGGAUACUCGGUGCUAAAGCACAGGGACGAUGGCAAUGGACGCAAUCCGUUCUUUCGGUUCCUGGCCCACUUUCGAAAAUGUUUCAACAACUGCCUUGGUCACUUGCCCUCGGGUCGGGUAACUUUAAUUGCCAGCAAGAUGUGGAAUUGCAUGAGUCAGGCGGAGAAGGAACCCUUUAUCGCUGCUGCGCGGAGAUUUAACUACACAUAUCGAUCGCGAAGCAAAAAAGUCAACUGGGUCCUGGAGAAACUGCGAGAAUCCGCUGCUGGGGUAUGCCAGCCGCAGGCACAGUGGAUGUUGGUCAACUCCUUGAAGUCUUGGCAGGAAUCCGUGCUGAAGGACCUUCUAGACCUGGACUACAAUCUAAACUAAAUCAAAGCCGAUUUGAAUUAAGUGUAAUCUUUAAUAAAUGAUCACUCAAGGUA